This is a messenger RNA of Epithele typhae, 960 nucleotides long. RefSeq lists its product as uncharacterized. The transcript has 2 exons. Lineage: Eukaryota; Fungi; Basidiomycota; Agaricomycetes; Polyporales; Epitheliaceae. The record is from RefSeq and is a predicted model, not a curated record. Bases 1 to 960 code for a protein of 319 amino acids.
AUGUCAAACCUGUGGUUCGCGCUGGGUGGGAGCUUGGUGUCGUACCAGUGGGUCUGCGAGAGUGGACCGACUUCCGUAGGGCUCAAGCCGGGUUUGAUGUGCUCGGGUCUGCUCGGGGCAGCAUCCACAUGGUGCACGGGCUCGACGUCGCGCGCGCGCGGUGCUCCCGUGCAUCUGGACCGCGGCGCAGGCCAGACGCGGCUCCUCGCGGACACGCACGUCUACGACUGGUGGGACUGGGCGGUGGAAUGGGCCUCUGCGACGCAGCAGGGGUGGGCGCAGGAGCUCAUGGAUGAGGCCGCGCUGCGUGCGCUGCCGCGGCCAUCGGAGAUGCUCGCGGGGGCGAUGGACAACGUUGAGCUCGUCGUCGACAAGAGCAUGUCGGAUGCGAUCUCGUGUUCGCAGCGUCUUCCCCGGGCUUCAGCCCUGUGCGGAUUCAAGACACGGCGCCGCUCGUCGUCGUCCUCAAAAUGGCGUUACGCUUCGCGCUGCACUUCGCCGGCGGCCGUGCUCGUCCGCCCCACCACCGCGCGCUUCAAGUUUCUUGGAGACAACGCGCCCCGAUUGCGAGCCCGAGCGGACUCGAUCGCGAAGUCUAAAACUGAGCCCAUGCGCCCGAGCUGGCACUGGGCGGUCGAGCGCGUCCACACUGUCGACGUGCCUGUCGGCGCGACUGGCGUCGUAGCAGGCGGCCACGUCCCUUGUCCUCCUCCAGUGGAGCAAACAUUCUGGCAGCACCGCGCGCGACGUAGUCGGCAUGGACGAGCGCGUGCUCGUCGCGUCGUGCGGGCAUGCGCGAUGACGAGCGAGCUGCACGGCGCGGGUGCGACGGGCGCUCCGACAGGGUCCAACGCUUGCCCUGACGGCUCGUCUCUACGCGUCGGCUCGCGUCGGCUCUGGUCGGCUCACGACUUGUGCGAUGUCUCAGGUGGGCGCGCCCGCACAAGAAGCUGGGUUUGA